Messenger RNA from Rosa rugosa (rugosa rose), 3688 nucleotides. Its product is annotated as B3 domain-containing transcription repressor VAL2-like. Gene Ontology annotation, molecular function: zinc ion binding; DNA binding. The transcript has 13 exons. Lineage: Eukaryota; Viridiplantae; Streptophyta; Magnoliopsida; Rosales; Rosaceae. The record is from RefSeq and is a predicted model, not a curated record. Bases 458 to 3355 code for a protein of 965 amino acids.
CAACGAAACCGCCGGGUCAUUGUAUCAGUGUCCUAAUUAGGAAGAACCAGGAAUUACAUAAACCUCCUACAGUGUGUGUAGCAGUAGUUGUGUUUCGAGAGUUUGGAGUUAAAAAGGAAGAGAGACGACUUGUUGAGCGGUGUGUCUUCAAGUGUCGUGCAUGCAUUUUAUGCAUCUGUUGCUUUGCAUGCACUCUCUCUCUUCUUGUUUCUCUCUCUAAAAAAACCCAACCCUUCUCUCUCUCUACAAAAUACACGUUUUCUUGGUCUUACCCGCAACCAAAAAAAUAAAACCCAACUCUCGCCGUUACGUUCUUAAACCACUGAGUUUGACUCGUCUGUUGAGUAGUACUCUCAGACCCAUUGAGCUUCAGUUGUUCUCAGUGUUUGAAUGACUAGUGGUUUUCGAGAUUUGGGUUCUGCAGAUUGGGAAAAGAGGAGGGGUUGAAUUUGGGGCAAUGGCGACCAAGAUUUGCAUGAAUGUUUCGUGUGGGACGAGCAAUACGCAUGAAUGGAAGAAUGGCUGGCCUUUGCGAUCUGGUGGAUUUGCCCAUCUCUGCUACAAGUGUGGAGCUGCAUAUGAGAAGUCAGUUUUCUGCGAUACAUUUCAUUUAGGGGAAACGGGUUGGAGGGACUGCAGUUCGUGCCACAAGCCUCUCCACUGUGGAUGCGUAGCCUCUAGGUCAUUAUAUGAGUGCCUGGAUUACGGGGGUGUAGGGUGCAUUGCCUGUGCAAACAGUUCUCAACCUCGUGUGAUCCAGAGGAAUGAUGUCCUGAAUGGUUUUGGUGGACUGACAUUAAGUAAUGCUAGUGACCGAAAAUCCACUUCUGUUGAAUAUAGAGCGGUUGGUGAUACAGUUGAUGAGGGAAAAUUUUUGCAAUUGUGUGGUACUGUUGAUGAGGGAAAACUUUUGCAAUUAUGCAAGAUCAUGGAGGCUAAUGAGUCCACCCUUUUGCCUCAAUCUCCGACAGGUGAAGAAAGUGUGUUUCUUGAAUCCAAUCUUUUGCCUCGACCUCAGAGAGAUGAUAUAAGUGAAUCCCUCGGCCAAACCAAAGGACAGGAAGUCAUUCAUCAAAUAGGAGAAGUUAGCACAGGAUUUUUUAGUGCCACCCAGUCGUCUAUUGGAUCGUUAACAUUUGCCCAAUCAGACAACGGCAGAACAAUGUUAGAGGUCAACCAUAUGAGUAUACCAUCCUCUCAGCCAUCUUUGAGUAUGUCUUUGGGUGCCCCAUCUGCAACUCCAAAUUUCAUACAACCCUUUUCUGGGGGGCAUGUGGAUAUAAGAGACCAGAGUAAGUCACCUUCUGCCUUCCAACAGGUGCAAAAACCUCGUCCUAUUUUGCCCAGACCUUUGAAACCUGCCCUCCCUAUAAGUUCAGAGACAAAUAAAGGUGCGCGCAUUGCAAGACCACCUGCUGAAGGACGGGGGAAGAAUCAGUUACUUCCCCGAUACUGGCCGCGGAUUACUGAUCAAGAGCUGCAGAAGUUAUCGGGAGCUUUGAAUUCUACUAUUGUGCCACUGUUUGAGAAAGUGCUGAGUGCUAGUGAUGCGGGUCGAAUUGGUCGCUUGGUUCUCCCAAAAGCAUGUGCUGAGGCAUAUUUUCCUCCUAUUUCUCAAUCAGAAGGCCUUCCUCUAAGGAUUCAAGAUGUGAAGGGAAAUGAAUGGACGUUUCAAUUCAGAUUUUGGCCAAAUAAUAAUAGCAGGAUGUAUGUUUUAGAAGGUGUGACACCUUGCAUACAAUCAAUGCGACUGCAAGCUGGCGAUACUGUGACAUUCAGUCGGAUAGAUCCUGGAAACAAACUUGUCAUAGGGUUUCGAAAGGCAUCACAAUCUGUAAACAUGCAGGGACCCCAAACGUCUGUCCUUCCAAAUGGCACACCUGGGGAAACUUCCUUUUCUAGUGAGAAUCUGGCUGCAGGAAGUGGUGACUCUAGUCUUUUCCAUAUGAAUAAAGGAAGCAAGGAUCCUCACCUAAAUUCUCCAUCAGACCAUCAUUUGGCUGAGUGGGAUACGUAUAUGCAGAAAAGUGAGAAUGGUCACAGAACAAGUGAGGAUUUGCUGCAGCCAGUGUCGAAUUCUGAGAAAAAGAGGACCCGGAACAUUGGGCCUAAAAUUAAGAGAUUGCUCAUGCAUAGUGAAGAUGUUCUGGAGCUGAGGCUGACAUGGGAAGAAGCACAGGACUUGCUUCGUCCACCGCCAAGCGUCAAACCAAGCAUUGUCACUAUUGAAGAUUUUGAAUUUGAAGAGUAUGAUGAGCCCCCAGUUUUUGGAAAGAGAUCUAUAUUCACUGCUGGGCCAUCUAAGAGACAGGAACAGUGGGCUCAGUGUGAUAAUUGCUCCAAGUGGAGGAAAUUGCCUGUCGACGUUCUUCUUCCUCCAAAGUGGACAUGCUCAGACAAUUCCUGGGAUUCAAGCAGGUGCUCGUGUACUGCACCAGAGGAGAUGAGCCCAAAGCAAUUGGAUAAUCUUCUGAGUUCAUCUCUAUCCCUUAAAGGUUUGAAGAAGAGACGAAAAAUCAUAGAGAAGAAAGAAGCUGAAGAACAAGAGCCUUCUGGCUUGGAUGCCCUGGCUAGUGCUGCUAUUCUGGGAGAUAAUGUGCGUGACUCAGGCGAGCAAUUAGUUGGAGCCACCACCAAACAUCCCCGUCACCGCCCUGGUUGUACUUGCAUAGUGUGUAUUCAACCCCCAAGCGGGAAGGGCAAGCACAAGCCAUCAUGCAAAUGCAAUGUGUGCUUGACAGUGAAACGGCGCUUUACAACCAUGAUGCAGCGGAAGAAUGAGAAGCGUCAAUUAGAACGCGAAGCAGAGAAUUCCCAGAGGAAGAAUGACAAACACAAGGAUGAAUCAGAAGUGAAAGGCACCACAUCGGGAGAUACUGCGUUGCAUAUGAAUCACUCAGCAGAGAAUUCCCAGAGGAACAAUAACAACCACAAGGAUGAAUCAGAAAUGAAUGGCACCACGUCAGGAGAUGCUGCAUUGCAUAGGAAUCACUCAUCGGAGAAUGGAGCCAGCAGCAGCCAUAGCAGAACUCAAGCAGAUGCUGCUGAAAGUUCCAGUGCCAGACAAAUUGACCUGAAUUGCGAACCCUUCGGUUUGUUUAGGAACCCCACACUUCAAGAUCUCUUGAAGCUUGCUAAAGCUGCCUCCGCGGCCCGACCAUUGGAGAAGUACACAAACGAAAAUUCCCUCAGAACCAUGAUGUGCGAGGAACAAGCUGGUCUUGCUUCUUGUUCACUUACACAAGCCAAUGGUGACAAUGAGAGACGACUGCCUAAUGAAGCUCACAUUUCAUCUGUGGCAUGGGACUGCCCAAGUAUAGGUGAUAAGGUUUACCGUGAGCCUGAUUUAGACUGAAACAGUCCAAACUCUCCCCCUUGUUCUUGUCCAAGUAUAGCAAAGUGGAUGGUUCCAUACAUCUCUACUUCUACACAACCACAGAAUGUAAUUUCAUUUGUUCUUUUUUUUUUUUUUUUUAAUCUUUUCCGGUUCAUCAGCCAUUUUGUACUGUGCAUUGCCUUGGCCUCCAAGUCAAAGCGAAACCAUUACGGAAAUUGGAUUUCCACCAGGUUACAGUUCAUUAGUUCAACUAGUUAUGAAGAGUCAAUCCGAUCGAGUAUAUGGGAUUUCGAAAAUCCGUCUCCAUCUGUAAAUCUUGUCCAUGUGUAGUAAUCGGCUAUUCUUGUUUCA